Cavenderia fasciculata is the source of this 1338-nucleotide messenger RNA. RefSeq names its product WD-40 repeat-containing protein (gene rbbD). The transcript has 5 exons. Gene Ontology annotation, molecular function: histone binding. Gene Ontology annotation, biological process: regulation of gene expression. NCBI's taxonomy places the organism in Eukaryota, Evosea, Eumycetozoa, Acytosteliales, Cavenderiaceae. Bases 1 to 1338 code for a protein of 445 amino acids. Gene Ontology annotation, cellular component: nucleus. The record is from RefSeq and is a predicted model, not a curated record.
AUGACACCUUUUUUGAUAGAUAAUAACAUCACCAAUACAGUCUCUAGAGGUCAUAUCAUGUCAACAUCAGAAGAGAUUGAAGAAAAGAUCAUACACGAAGAAUAUAAGAUAUGGAAGAAGAAUACUCCUUUUCUCUAUGACAUGAUCAUCACUCAUGCUUUGGAAUGGCCUUCACUUACUGUUAAUUGGAUGCCACAAAAGACUGCACCACCAAAUAAACAAUAUUGCGUUGAAAAGGUAGUAUUGGGAACACAUACAUCAGAUGCCGAACAAAACUAUUUAAUGGUUGCAAAGGUUCAUCUCCCAAUUGAUGGAGCACAAAUAGAUUCUAUAAAAUAUGAUGAUCAAAAAGGAGAGGCAGGAGGAAUAGGUACAGUAUCAGAAAAGAUUGAAAUUGUACAAAAGAUUAAUCAUGAGGGAGAAGUAAAUAGAGCACGUGUCAUGCCACAGAAUCACACUAUUAUUGCAACCAAGACCGUUUCAUCAGAGGUAUAUGUAUUUGAUACGAGUAAACAUCCAUUAGAACCAUCACCCGAUGGAAAGUGUGCACCCAAUCUAAAGUUGAUGGGUCACACCAAGGAGGGUUAUGGUAUAUCGUGGUGUCCAACCAAGGAAGGACUCCUUCUUUCAUGUUCAGAUGACCAAACUAUAUGUCUGUGGAACAUCAACGCAGCAGGUAAAUCUGCUGGUACAUUGGAUGCCGACCAAAUCUUUCGUGGACAUCAAUCGAUUGUCGAGGAUGUCGGAUGGCACUAUCAACACGAUUCAUAUUUUGGUUCGGUUGGUGAUGAUCGUCGUCUCAUACUUUGGGACACUAGACAGGGUGACAAGCCAACCAAGGUUGUCGAAGCACACACCUCAGAGGUCAAUUGUUUAUCAUUCAAUCCAUACUGCGAAUACCUCAUUGCCACUGGCUCCACCGAUCACACUGUUGCUCUCUGGGACAUGAGAAAUCUCGGUGCUCGUCUCCACACCCUCAUCUCGCACACUGACGAAGUCUUCCAAGUCCAAUGGUCUCCACACAACGAAACAGUACUUGCCUCGUGUGGCUCUGACAGACGUGUCAAUGUUUGGGAUCUAUCCAGAAUUGGUGAAGAACAAAAUAAUGAAGAUGCUGCUGAUGGUCCACCAGAAUUAUUGGUAUGUCAUAUUGAUAAAUAUUUUAUUCAUGGAGGUCAUACAAGUAAAAUAUCAGAUUUCUCAUGGAAUCCACAUAAUCCAUGGGCUAUUGCAUCUGUAGCUGAAGACAAUAUUUUACAAAUAUGGCAAAUGGCAGAGAAUAUUUACAACGACAAAGAGGAAGACGAUAAGGUUUCUCCUUCUCAACUCGGAGAAUAA